AUGGCAGCCUCCAAUGUCCGUCCGCUGGCCAUAUUCACCGGCUACAUGGUCCUAGCCGCCGGGCUCACUGCAAAGUCUAUCGGUAUUAUUCGCAAUCAAUGGCGCGCCUCGCUUUCGCGAAAUGGGACAGUCGCUGCGCCAGCCCACCGUCGCGCUCUUGUUGUGUUCAGCGCGCUCGCGGCCUUGAGCCUCGCAACAACCUGGUAUCACAUGUUUCGCUUCUUCGAGUGGUCAUAUGGCCAAUGGGUAACGACAAAAGCAUUGGCUAGCCUCGACUCCACCGAACUGAGGCUCGGCGAGUGGCUGCACGACACCUCUCUCUUCAAGCAAGCUUGGGCGUCAACCCUUGAGACUGGCCCGAGGGCCUGGUGGUCGUUGCAAAUAUUUGGGUUUUGCGCUAACUGGAGCGCCAUACUUGCGGCUCAAGGUGAGCUUAUUCUACCUUAG
Colletotrichum costaricense is the source of this 447-nucleotide messenger RNA. RefSeq lists its product as uncharacterized. The transcript has a single exon. Bases 1 to 447 code for a protein of 148 amino acids. NCBI's taxonomy places the organism in Eukaryota, Fungi, Ascomycota, Sordariomycetes, Glomerellales, Glomerellaceae. The record is from RefSeq and is a predicted model, not a curated record.